Molecule: messenger RNA, 2763 nt
Organism: Melanaphis sacchari
Lineage: Eukaryota; Metazoa; Arthropoda; Insecta; Hemiptera; Aphididae
Product: dual specificity tyrosine-phosphorylation-regulated kinase 2-like
Exons: 2
Coding region: 783-2534 (583 amino acids)
Biological process (GO): peptidyl-threonine phosphorylation; peptidyl-serine phosphorylation
Cellular component (GO): nucleus
Molecular function (GO): protein serine/threonine/tyrosine kinase activity; ATP binding; protein serine/threonine kinase activity
Source: RefSeq, a predicted model, not a curated record
UUGAAGUGGGUUCACUACCACCACCACUACUGUAGCCGCCGUCGAGCUCCGACUCUCGAGUGUAUUGCACCGAAGAACAAUUAUUAUAGUUAACACUAUUAUUUUUUUUUCCUUUUUUUUUUUUUAUUUUAGUUGUUAUUAUUAUUAUUAUUAUUCCACCGUCGUCUUGUUCGUGCUACUCCUCACUGGCCACUGCACGGUCGCAGAUCACACCGCGCGGUGACAACGACCAUAAUAAUUUUUCCGGCAAACGCACUCGGCGGUGUUCUUUUCAUCUUCCGUCUCUCGUAUCAACAAUAAUAUUCAGUAGGAUUUUCUCUCUUCCGAUCCGUGUGACACUUCGACAUAACUGGUGCCGUAAUAAGUCCGGAGCGCGUGACCCGUCGCCGUCUAUACAUCGCCGUAUUUGGUCAGUGGACGACGAGCGCCCUAAUUGAAAAGUCGAAUCGUCGUCACCGGACAACAAGUGCGCUUUUCAAAUAAUAUUUCGUCUUCAAAAAUUUACAUCUGAUAAUUUAUUCCUUUUUUCCAUUUCCAAUUUUUUUUUUCUAUUUACUCGCGCAUCAAUUUGUAUUACACUUACGUAUACAUUUUCGGAUAUACGUAAGUACUUUGUGUGCCUAUAUGUAUAUUGUACAUAGUAUUAGCAAGUAAACUUCGUGUGAGACCACCACCGCGACAAUGCCGACCGGAAACGUCGCCGAUAUCGAAAUCAUGCCGUCGACUAGCUACAGGACUGCCUAAAUGCGUGUGUUCAGGUACUACGUGACACCCGAACAGCUAUGAGUAUCACGGUCACCACCAUUAAUCCCGUAUCGACAAUUAAAGAGAUGCCUUUGCCUCGGAACCGGCCGCCGCAUAUAUUGCUGUCCAACAACAAUGGUACGUCGAGCACGUCCAAUGACUCGUGCAUAUCGCAGUCGGAUUGCGGUAGCGAUCACCUGCCGUCGUUACUCAAAUACUCGCAAAUUCUCGAGAAAUCUAACGCCGUCGCCGUCAACAAACUGGCGAAAAAGUGUUCGAAACCAUCAAACCUCGACAUAAUUGUUGACAAGGCGACAAGCAACAUAGAUUUGUAUGUAGAGAACAAGGACGCCCUAUAUGGUAUCGGAAAAUCGGCCACUUGUCUCCAGCCAAUCAUCAAGCACGAUGAUUUGAGCAGCUCACCAAAUUCAAAGGUCACAUCACUGAAUAAACCGAAAAAAAAAGGCUUCACACCCGACUAUGUCUGUAGUAUUUACAGCAGUAGCUUGACCAAAUUUGAAAAAAUUGAGAUAUUUGGUUUUCCAGAAAUAUAUUUUUUUGGCAUUGAAGCAGACAAGAAGCAACGACCUUUCAAUGGAACACAAUCAUUAUUUGAUAAUGAUCAAGGUGGAUAUGUAUUCGUUCCUCAUGAUCACGUUGGUUAUCGUUACGAGCUGCUUAAAGUAAUUGGCAAAGGCAGUUUUGGUCAAGUAGUCAAAGCGUAUGACCACAAGCUUAACGAACAUGUAGCACUCAAGAUUGUCAGAAACGAGAAACGGUUUUAUCGGCAAGCCCAAGAAGAAAUCAGAAUAUUAGAACAUUUACGCAAGCAAGAUAUUCACAAUUUAAUGAACAUUAUUCAUAUGUUUGAUAGUUUUACAUUCAGAAAGCAUAUGUGCAUUACUUUUGAACUUUUAUCCAUCAAUUUGUAUGAACUAAUCAAGAAAAAUAAAUAUCAAGGGUUCAGUCUCCAAUUAGUGCGAAAAUUUAGCCAUUCACUACUUGUAUGCCUUGAUGCUUUAUACCGUAACAAAAUAAUUCACUGUGAUAUGAAACCAGAAAAUGUUCUCUUGAAACAGCAUGGCCGAAGUGGGAUCAAGGUCAUUGAUUUUGGUUCUAGCUGUUUUGAACAUCAGAGGGUGUAUACAUAUAUCCAAAGUCGCUUUUAUCGAGCACCUGAAGUAAUCCUGGGCGCAAAAUAUGGACUUCCGAUUGAUAUGUGGAGUUUAGGUUGCAUUCUUGUAGAACUAUUUACCGGUUUUCCAUUAUUUCCAGGUGAAGAUGAAACUGAUCAAUUGGCCUGUAUUAUUGAACUAUUAGGAAUGCCUCCUAAAAAGCUUUUAGAUGCUUCAAAGCGUUCUAAUUAUUUCAUAAGCUCUAGAGGGUAUCCGAGAUAUUGCUCCCAGACCACAUUACCUGAUGGUUCAACCAUUCUCAAAGGAAGUAUAUCACGGAAGGGUAAAGCUCGAGGACCACCCGAAUCUAAAGACUUAUCAAAAGCACUCAAAGGCUGUGAUGAUCCACUGUUCUUAGACUUUAUUUCUCAGUGUUUGGAAUGGGACCCUGAACGCCGUAUCACACCUGCUAUGGCGUUAAGGCACAGUUGGUUACGUCGUAGACUUCCUCGCCCUCCAGCUGCUGAACAUCAACAUUAUUCACAAGAAAGCACUCCUACUAGUUUACGGGUAAAAUUAUCUGAAUCAAAUCAUCAUCAAACAUUGCCCAUGCAUUCCAGGAACUCUCAGAUAUCGGGUAAAUUACCCCAGAUCACUUCAACAUGUAUUAUGUAAAAAUUAUCCUCUAAAAAAUAUAUUGUACUAUGGUUGUAAUUCCUGAAUGAAAAUGAUUAAAUUUAGAUGAAUAGGUAGAUUUAUUGAAGAUCUUAACCUUGUGAAUUAUUUGUUAAAAAAUAGGUAUUUACCGAUUUUAGGAUCUCUAGAUCGGCAUAAUGUUAUGUUUGUCUCAAUUAUAUUUUAAGAUUUUUUUUUAUAUUUCAGUAAUUUUGAACUCAAACAAAUA